UCUACAAACUGACCUUUUCAAACAAAUUUCGUAUUGGAUAACCAAAAAAAUAAACCAUAUAUAUAAACAUCAUAUAUCAAUUCAGUAUCCAAAUUCCUCUGAGACUCGUCCACAAACAUCAAUUUGAACGAACCAUCUAUAAAAAAAAACCUUUGACAAAAUAAUUCAAAACAAUGUACUCUUCAUCGUCUGUAUCAAAACGCCUCAUUUUGAUCUAUGUCUUGGCCAUACAACUACUCCUUAUAAACAGUGAAUUGUCCUUAAACACGACCAAUGACUAUCUCAACCACACAUGUUUGGUUAGUCAAGGAAAAUACAAGACGGGAAGUGAGUACGAGAAACUUAUAAAACAUAUCAUGAAAAUGUUCUAUAUAAACAGUAUCAGAGGUUACGACCUUUUUGGCGAUUCUACUUUUACCGCUGUCCUCCAGUGCCGCGGCGACUCCUACGGGACCAAGUGCCGCGACUGCUUUGUCACCGCCCUCGCUGCGCUUCGUAGGAGAUGUCCAUGGUACAAGGGGAGGAUAAUAUGGUAUGACCAAUGUCUUCUCUCGAUGGAUUCCAAAUAUUCUGUUGGGCAGAUCGAUUAUGACAAUAACUUUUGUAUGUCCAACGCGAAGAAGGUGGUAGAAGAUAGAUCUGAAUAUAUAAAAGUUUGGAAUAUUCUCGUUGACGAUCUGACGGAAUUAGCCAUCACUGGAGAUAAUUCUACAUUGUACUCUGUGGGGGAGAAGCGGUACAAGGGUGGUGAUAUGGUAUAUGGAAUGGUGCAGUGUGCGAAAGACUUAUCGCGAAAAGCUUGUCAGGAGUGUUUGUGGUAUAAUAGCUUUCAUUUUCAAGAUUGCGUGAAUUAUUUUCGAGGAGCGAGAGUUGUAGGUAGGAGCUGUACUUUUAGGUUUGAAUUUUAUCCUUUUAUUGCCAAGCAGGUCCAUAAUAUUUAAAAGAACUAAAAGUAUUAAAAAUAUUCAAUUAAUGUUAAAUUAAUUCAAUCAUAAGGUUUUUUUCUUUUUUUUUUUGCUGGAUAAACUCACUUUUAUUAAAUAAAAAUUACAAAGUUAUUACAAAAACUACUGAUGAAUCAAAUUUUUACACAUGCACAUAUUAUAUAUGCCAUAUGUUAAAGACAAUUUAAACAAAUAACUAAAUUAUCGAUGCUUUUUUAUCAAAGCCUUAUGCAAAAGUUGUGCUUUGUGAACCACGCGUUAGUGGUCCAGUGGUGGUUGAACAAUCUCGCUCCCUUCCCUUCCUUCGGGAGGUCUCGGGUUCGAGGGCCAACUCUGGCGGAUGUUGCUCUUGAGAGACCUUUGGGCCUAAUACGGACACUUCCAACUGCGAGUGGCCACUGGGCUUAUUACAUGAGGAUACCCAGCUCCCGUGGAUGCCUUCGGCGGGCUCCGGCGGGCCCUUAG
This is a messenger RNA of Brassica napus (rape), 1409 nucleotides long. RefSeq names its product putative cysteine-rich repeat secretory protein 17. Lineage: Eukaryota; Viridiplantae; Streptophyta; Magnoliopsida; Brassicales; Brassicaceae. The record is from RefSeq and is a predicted model, not a curated record. The transcript is spliced from 2 exons. Bases 174 to 941 code for a protein of 255 amino acids.